CUUCUUUUGCCUGCUUGACUGCUGGAUGGACACCCACUACUUGAGCCCGAGCAUUUGACCAGUCAAUCUUGAAUCCUGACUUAUCUCUAGGCUUGUAUAAUCGUUCAAGAUUCAAUUUGAAUUGCAGGACAGGCGCCGAUGCAAGCCAUCAUGAGAAUAUCUUGCACUUGAGGUGACUGUGGUCAUAUGGUCAAGUUUAGCACAUCUUCAUCCACGAUUCGUACCCUUCAACAGCUGGAUGCAGGUCAAUGGCGAUGCGUAUCAGCUAUUCGAAUGCUCGGACCACAUCUCUAAUCCGUCUCUCAGCACGCCCUCCCUUCGUCAGAGCACCCCUCGUCUGUAAGCUACGAGCUUCACACCGGACAAUCACCGCGCCCCAGGUCCGACUCUUGCACGUCUCUGUCAAAGUAAACAUGGUGCCGCCAGUCGCAUCGAACGCUCCCUCAUCCAUGCCGGAGUCUAGGGCAGCUGAGCAUGGGCCUUCGUCUCAGGCUAUCGGGAAGGCGGCCAAGACUAGCCACGUGCUGCACAUGAAUCUCAAGCAGGCUCCUAUGAAGGCAGAGAGAGCUGAAGGCUGCUAUAUAUACGGACCAGAUGGCAAGAGGUGGCUGGACGCUUGCGGCGGUGCUGCCGUCGUGACAGUAGGACAUGGCAAUCAGAGAGUCGUGUCGGCCUUGUGCGAACAAUUGCAGACGGUCAAUUACUGUCACAGCUUGAACUGGACCACGGACCCUUCUGAAGAGCUGGCCAACUUCCUUUGCAGCUCGGCUCCCAAAGAAGCCGAAUUCGAACGAGCCUACUUCGCUUCUGGUGGAAGCGAGGCUCUGGAAAGCGCCCUCAAGCUUGCAAGAGAACACUUUUACAAGAAGGGCGAACAUCGUCGCAUCAACUUUGUUGGACGGCAACAAAGCUAUCACGGUACUCUGAUAGGCUCGCUGGGCGUAGGGGGCAAUGUACCCAGAAGGGCAAUGUACGAAGAGAUGUUGCCCAGCGCAUUCAACCAUCACGUCUCGCCCUGUUUUCCAUACCGCUAUCAGCGUGACGGUGAGAGCGAUCAAGCGUACGUCACACGGCUCGAGGAUGAACUGGAAGCCAAGUUCCAGGAGCUGGGGCCUGACACGGUCGCUGCGUUCGUCGGCGAGACAGUUGUGGGAGCAACGACAGGUGCGGUCGCCGCCGUUCCUGGCUACUGGCAAGCCAUGCGCCGAGUGUGCGACAGGCACGGCGCCCUUUUGAUCAUGGAUGAAAUUAUGAGCGGUAUGGGUCGCACGGGCUAUUUGUGGGCUUUCGAGCACGAACACGUUUAUCCGGAUAUUGUUACCAUUGCCAAAGGUCUCAACGGCGGCUAUGCGCCGCUUUCGGCGGUCUUGGCCAAUAGAAGGGUAGUGUCGACACUUGAUGCAGAACCAAGAGGUGUCAGCACCUUCUUCACCUACUCCUCUUGGUCCGUAGGAGCGCGCGCGGCGCUCGAGGUGCAACGCAUCAUCAAAGAGGACAAUUUGGUGGACCAGUGCAAGAGGCGAGGCGUCUUUUUGGAACAUGCGCUGAAAACAGUUCUGGGCGAUCAUCCUCACGUUGGCGACAUCCGAGGAAGAGGACUCUUCUACGGCGUCGAGUUUGUUGCCGAUCGUAAGAGCAAGGAGCCAUUCGCGCCGCAGCUUGGAGUAGCACCGAAAGUGGUCGAAGCGUUAAUCAAGUCAGCCACAUCAGAAAACGCUGGAAUUGUUCUCUAUCCCGGCAAGGGCACUAUAGACGGAAAACGAGGCGACCACGUCCUCAUUGCGCCUCCCUACACAAUCGAAGAGGCCGAGCUGACUUAUGUCGCCGAGGGUAUUCGAAAAGCUCUAGAUGCAGUGUUGCAGGCCAUCCAGUGAUGAGCCUGCUGGGACUCGGGCCGAGCCAAAUGUAGGUUCGGCCCUCCUGCUGACUCGUUGACCCAGUGAACAAGGUGCAGGCCUCUUUCUGAUGACGAGGAAAAAUGAAGAAAUCUCUUCAUACGAAGCUGGAGACAAAAGAAUAGUUGUACAAUUACAUUUCAAGCUGGGAAUGAUCAG
Messenger RNA from Ceraceosorus guamensis, 2054 nucleotides. RefSeq names its product PLP-dependent transferase. NCBI's taxonomy places the organism in Eukaryota, Fungi, Basidiomycota, Exobasidiomycetes, Ceraceosorales, Ceraceosoraceae. Gene Ontology annotation, molecular function: transaminase activity; pyridoxal phosphate binding. The coding region runs from base 249 to 1874 and encodes 541 amino acids. The record is from RefSeq and is a predicted model, not a curated record. Gene Ontology annotation, cellular component: cytosol. The transcript has 10 exons.